This is a messenger RNA of Rotaria sordida, 540 nucleotides long. The record is from the annotation of a GenBank genome assembly. Lineage: Eukaryota; Metazoa; Rotifera; Eurotatoria; Philodinida; Philodinidae.
AUGAAUGAAGAUUGGUCACAUAAAGUAAUUAAUUUAAUAAAUCGUUUUAUUGAUGAAAAACGUUUUCAAACACUUUCGAUUUUAUUCAUUAAACAAUAUAUUGAAUCUCAACGAAGUUCCACACAACAACAAACUGAUAAAACACAACCAACAUCAUCAGUGUCUAUUGAAAUAAAUCCAAUCGAUGUUCGAUAUGAACAAUCACAAAAACAACAAAUAAAUAAUCCAAUUAUUACUGCAACAAAUAUUGAAGUUCAAUUUGUUGAUCAAGGUGACAUACGUGAAUUAGAAACAAAUACAAUGAUUCAAUUAGUUGAAUUUGUUGAUGGUGAAUUUGCUUCAUUUUGGAAAACGUUUCAUCAUUCACAUAAAUCAUCUGAAACAACAAAACCAAUUCAAUCGACAUCAUUAAUAAAUCGUAAUAAUAUAUUAUCAACAAUAACAAAUCUUCUAUAUUCUCAACAAUCAAAUAUAUCAGCAAAAACAUUUUUACCCGUGUCAAAUAAUGAACCAUCUGUUCGUAAACUUCAACCAGUAUGA